CACGGACUGUAAUGUCGCUCGUGCCGAACGUGUUGCGAAAACCUUAUUAUGUUUAUGCAGUGACAGCGAUUUCCGCCUAACUCACGGAGUGUUACAAAUGCAUCUAUAGUGAUAUACUAGUAGUGGCGCCCAAUGUGCACACAGUUAAUUAGCGCUAUAAACAAACAGUGCGCGAUUAAAACGAUAGUGUUAGUUCGGAAUGUGCGGUGUUGUCGCGGAAGACGAGGCAGAUAGGGGCUAGGGGAUGGCGAGCGACGGAGCCGGGGGCGGCGGCGGCGUGGAGCCGACGAGUCUGGAGUACAUGGAGGACCCGUACUUCGUCCCGCCGGAUGACGACUCCACACCCAGUUUCGAUGUGGCCGUGGAGGAGCUGGAGGAGCUCGAGGAGAUGUCCAGCUGGCCCCGCGACGACCCCGAAGCCGACUGGCGCACAUUGCCGGACCUCGCCGAGUCAGCACUGUGCAUAGAGACAGAAUUCUACAUGGAUAACCGUAGACGACGGUUACGUAUAUUUAGGAAAAAAAUUCGUGAAGUACGAGUUACGUUCCAGGAUCUAUCUAAGCCGUAUCUUGCCAAAGUAUCAAGCCACACUAACUACAAGAAAUUUUUGGGUAUCACACCUGGAGCGGAGGAGGCGAUGCCGGCGACGGGGGCGGCGGGCGACGCUCAUGUGGUGGACGAGCUGGCGGGGCUGACGCCGGAGCAGGCAGAGCAGCUGCGCGCCGAGUGGAGCCGCGAGCUGGCGCGCGUCGAGGACGAGAUCGCCACGCUGCGCACCGUGCUCCAAAGCAAGAUCCGUCAAAGCUCCGAAUUAAAAAGGAAACUUGGCAUCACGGUGUGGAAGGAGAUCACCGACGACGUUAAUCAGGGUUUGAAAAAUGUGAAAGAGAGCCAAGUUUAUCAAACGAUAGAAACUCGCGUGGCUGCGCUUACACAGGCUGUGACUGAAGCACCAAUAUACCAAAAAACGGAAUCUGUGAUAAAGACGACGGCGGAGAAGACGACGUCGAUCCUGGGCGGCAUCACGGCCGGCGUAACCAGCAAGCUGGGCCAGAUGCGCAACUCCGAGUCCUUCCGCUCCAUCGAGGAGCGCGUCGGCAGCGCCUACGAGAACGUCAAGGGUAAAGUGGCGUCGCGGUCCAACUCGACGCAGAGCUUCGACGAGGCGCUGCGCGACGCCAGCCGCGCGGCCAGCGGCGCCACGUCGCCCUCCAUCCCGGAGCACAAGCCGCUACCCUAGUGCGCCGCACGCACCCACGCCGCACCACUCGCCACACUACGCUAACACACGUCAAGGCGUACACCGCGUACUUUCUGCUAUGUGAUUAAAUAUCUUUAAAAAACUCAGCGGCUACGGUUGCUUUCAGAGCGACGAGUUUAGACUCGCGGUAGUACUUUCGUUUCGUUGUCACGCGCUUGAACAGCGCUAUCAUUUCAGAGUAGGCGCGCUUUCGAAACGCGCAGUCCGUGUCGCUCUGAAACCACCUUUACGUAGUCCAUGUCUCACCGCGGUCUAUUCUUUGACGACUAUGACGAAACCAACACGGAUCACAUCGACCUGUUUGAAGUUAACUCGAUAGAAGGGUACUGGAUACUUCUCGUUGACUUUCCUUGACAGCGACAAUACCAACGAACUCAUCGGAGUGCUUGCACUGCCUUAACAGGCGUAAUAAACGGACUCGUGUCCAAUUUUAAUGUUGAAGAGGAAUUCAUCGAGCUUACAUAGCUUAAGUGUCUGAUAUAUGUCUUUGGUUAGUUACUUUGGAAUUGGGCUCAGGGUGCUCUUUUUAAUUUUAAAAACUUCGGCUCUUACGUGCCAUCCAUUGAUCUAGUUGUUUGAACACCCUGGAUGCUAAUUCGUAGUUACAAGGAGUUGUUAAUUAAGCGAAAAUAUCUUCAAUACAUGUCAAAUGUUAUAAAGAAUGUAUAUCAUAGAACGUUUUUAAUAUCUUACUUAUCGAGUCAGUUGUAUUGUAUGAACGAAAUGCAAAUGAAAAGUUGAUAUUGCGGUUUGAGGGAAAAGUACUACCACCUGGUUAGGAUGAUUAUGAUUUCGGGUCCGUGGUUCAUGUCUCCAAUCUCCAUUAGAAUGUCAUCAAAUGUACUGCAAAAAUGUAUUUGACUUGUUGUAUUAACACCAAUAUUAAAUAUAAGCUUUCGUGUUAGAUCUUGAUACAAAUAACCCCAUUCUAUUUAUUGGACUGAAAUUAUGUUUAUUUAGUAUGUGUACUUAUUUUGGGGUUCGUUCUAGUGUUCUAUUAGUGGUAAACUAACGCUACAUACAUGUAUCAUUUUGAAAGUGUUUUUACCCGAUAGUAUUUCUUGUUAUGUAAGCUUUUGUUGUAUCAAGUACUAGACGGUAUUUAUAGCGGCGUGGUUAUGUUCUGUGGUUCUCCGAGACUGCUGUACGGCUUGAUGUUAGAGUAUUCGAAUAAUCACGUUUCUUUCAAUUUGUCUCAAGUUUGCAUUCCAAAUAAUAUUCACUCAUUAAGAUGUCUGUUUAUAAAUGUUUAUCACUUGAAACGUUGUGAGUUAUUCGAUUAUGUGGAAUACACGUGGAACUUAGGGGUACUCUUUUAAAAGCUCCAUAAUGAAGUUAUCACUUUUAUAUUCUUAUUGAAAUAUUAUACGUGUUGAAAUCACAAAGUUGUAAAUCCAUGUUACGUAUAGCGUAUGUGUAUAAUAUAAGACACAAUACCUUGCCGAUGCCUCUUAGGUCCAGUUUGAAAUAUAAAAAUGAUAUUUUUUAUAAGAUGCUUAGCUUUCCUUUACUUAUAAAAUAUUUCCACUAUUUACAUUAAUUACCUUUGAAGAUGGUAAAUAAAAUUUAUGUAUUAA
Messenger RNA from Pectinophora gossypiella (pink bollworm), 2838 nucleotides. RefSeq names its product tumor protein D54. The transcript is spliced from 6 exons. The record is from RefSeq and is a predicted model, not a curated record. Gene Ontology annotation, cellular component: cytoplasm. Bases 245 to 1240 code for a protein of 331 amino acids. Lineage: Eukaryota; Metazoa; Arthropoda; Insecta; Lepidoptera; Gelechiidae.